CGUUGAGACAUGGACUACGGUCGACUCGGUUCGUCGACUCACUCUGUUUCCGGCAAUCCCCAGCCGAGUCGCGACGAGUCAAAGUCAAAGCAGCGGCGGCGCCGAUUCUUCUGGGCGGGUUUGCUGGCCGCCGCCUUCCUCCUCUUCGCUGGAGGCGUGUCGGUGACUGUCCUCGUUAUGCGCGGCGGGAACCGGUCGGGGUCGUUGCCGAGUCGAGCGCCGACGCAGGCGAUGUCGCAGGCGUGCGGGCUGACUCGGUUCCCGGCGCUGUGCCUGAGCUCGCUGCUCGACUACCCGGGCUCCUUCGAGGCCGGCGUGCGCGAUUUGGUGCACAUCUCCAUCAACAUGACGCGCGGCCGCGUCGGCGACGCGAUGUACGGCGCCUCCGCGAUCACCGGCACCGGAAUGGGGAAGCUCGCCCGCGCCGCCUUCCGCGACUGCAUGGAGCUGCUGGGCGACUCGCUGGAACAGCUCUCCGACUCGCUACUCGUCGUGCUGCCCCCGUCGUCGUCGGCCUUGCAGUCCACGGAAGCUCGGGUCAGGGGCGCCUCCGACGAGGACGUGCUGACGUGGCUGAGCGGCGCGGCGACGAACCACGACACGUGCCAGGAAGGGCUGCAGCAGGUGGAGGAUCCCUACGUGAGGGGGUUCAUGGAGGACCAGUUGAAGGACCUCUCUGAGCUCCUCAGCAAUAGUCUCGCCAUGUUCUCCGGCGUCAGCCGGAACAAGGACUUCACCGGCAUUCCCAUCCAGAACAAAAAGAAGAGAAGGCUCCUCGCCGCCCCCGUCGGCGACGGCGGCGGCGACAAAGAAUUCCCGGAUUGGAUUGGGAAGAAGGACCGGCGGCUUCUUCAGAUACCGGCGGCGAACAUCCAGGCCGACAUGGUGGUGUCCAAGGAUGGGAACGGCACCUACAGGACAAUCACUGAGGCCGUCAAGGCCGCGCCGGAGAACAGCGGCCGGCGAAUCAUCAUCUACAUCAGGGCGGGCCGGUACACUGAGAAUAUCAAGAUUGCGAGGAAGAAGACAAACCUCAUGCUCAUCGGCGACGGCAAAACCCAGACCAUCAUCGCCGGAUCCCGCAGCGUCGCCGACAAAUUCACUACCUUCCACACCGCCACGCUAGCGGCGACGGGGACGGGGUUCAUUAUGAGGGACAUAACGGUGGAGAACACGGCGGGGCCGGAAAAGCACCAGGCGGUGGCGCUGCGGGUGGGGGCGGACCGCGCGGCGGUGUACAGGUGCGACAUCAGGGGAUACCAGGACACGCUGUACGUGCACUCGCAGCGGCAAUUCUACCGGGAGUGCGGCGUCUACGGAACCGUGGACUUCAUCUUCGGCAACGCGGCGGCGGUGCUGCAGCGCUGCACUCUGUCGGCGCGCAAGCCGCUGCCGCAGCAGAAGAACACCAUCACGGCGCAGGGCCGGAAGGACCCCAACCAGAACACCGGCAUCUCCAUCCACUUCUGCCGGCUGACGGCGGAGCCGGAGCUGGAGGCGGCCAAGGCCGACUACCCCACCUACCUGGGCCGGCCGUGGAGGCAGUACGCCAGGGUGGUGUACAUGCAAUCCUCCAUGGGGGACCACAUCCACCCCGCCGGGUGGCUGGAGUGGGACGGCGCCUUCGCCCUCGGCACCCUCUACUACGGCGAGUACAUGAACUCCGGCCCCGGCGCCGGCGUCGCCAUGCGCGUCAACUGGCCCGGCUUCAGAGUCAUCACUCUGCCGUCCGAGGCGAGCAAGUUCACGGUGGCCAAGUUCAUCUACGGCUUUUCGUGGCUACCGAUGACCGGCGUGGCUUUCUCUGCCGGGCUAGACGCCUUGUGAUCUAACGGAAUUCACGCACCGGUUAAUCUUCUUCUUCCUAUCUUCUUCCUUGUUUCAGAGCUGAUUGUUCUAUGGAAUAAUUCGAAUUUGCAAAUAUCGAUUCGAUAGAUUUCGAGCUUUUCUUCUUUGAUCUA
Messenger RNA from Zingiber officinale, 1961 nucleotides. RefSeq names its product pectinesterase-like. The record is from RefSeq and is a predicted model, not a curated record. Bases 10 to 1827 code for a protein of 605 amino acids. Lineage: Eukaryota; Viridiplantae; Streptophyta; Magnoliopsida; Zingiberales; Zingiberaceae. Gene Ontology annotation, molecular function: pectinesterase activity; pectinesterase inhibitor activity. The transcript has 2 exons. Gene Ontology annotation, biological process: cell wall modification.